CAGCCGGGGCCCAAGAUGGCGCCGCCCACCCCGACCUGCCCAAGAUGGCGGCGGGCGACGCCUCUCUCCCUCUCGUUGCCCUCCAAGAUGGCGGCGUGCGGCACGGCCCCGCCCCGCCGCCCGACCUCCCCAAGAUGGCGGCGGCGGGCCUCGCCCCGCCCCUUGGCGGCGGCUCCAAGAUGGCGGGCGGCGCGGUGGAGCCGGGGCGGGUGGUGGAGGCGCUGGAGCUGCUGCUGGGGCGGCCCGAGGGGCCCGGCCCGGACGGCGCUCCCCUGCGGCUGGAGGCGCUGCGCGGCAACGCGGCGGCGUUGGAGGAACGGCUGCGGGGGGAGCCGUGCUGGGCCGCGCUGCGCGGCUUGCGGGCCGCCGUGCUGGGCCGGGCCCCCGCGCUGGCAGCCGGGGCGGAGGACGAGGCCGAGCCGGGGUGGGCCGCGGCCUGCGCGGUGCUGGCGCUGCUGCUGUGCCUGAAGGAGCGGCUCGCGGCGCUGUCCGCCGCCCCUACCGCCCCCGCGGCCGCUCCCGGGGCCGCCCCCCCGCCCGCCGCCGACACGCUGAGCGCGGCGCAGGGCCGGACGGUGCGGCGGGCGCUGCGGGCCGCGGUGGGGCUCGGGCUGGUCCCGUACCUGCCGCCGGGCGUGGGGCAGCGCCCGGGGCUCCCCGCACCGCCGCCGUCGCCGGGGGUCGCCCGCGGGGCCCGGCUCCGUGCCGCCACCGCCGCGCUGGUGGAGCUGGCCCAGCACCCCGCGCUCGGCGUCCCGCUGCUCGCGCAGCACCUCGGUCUGCUCCUCGCCGGCCUCUGCCUGCUGGGCCACGGCCCCGCCGUGCACUGCGAGGGCCUUUCAGAAGCGGAGCGGGCACAGAGCCGGGAGGCCCUGCAGCACGUCCUGGACUGCGUCUAUCAGCCCCUGGCGGUGCGGGAGCUGCUCAUCCUGCAGGGCGGCCCCAAGCAGAGUCCUCCUGCUGGGGAAGAAACAAAGCCAGCCCUCGCUCGGUCCCCAGCAUGGCUGCGUCGCCUUUGUGGCCAGCUGCUCUCAGAACGGCUGAUGAGACCCAAUGGGCUUCAGGCUGUGGUUCGGGGCAUCAUGGAGGGAGCUGGCGGUGGCACUGAUGCUGAAGCAGCAGCUGUGAACUGGAGAAAAUGUGAUGCGGUUGCAAAGAUCCUGGCUUCCUGCCCUCAGCAGUGCCUUUCCCUGGAGGAUUACUACAAACACGUGUGCCCCCAGAUCUUGGACUUACUGCACAUCCAGGACAAACUGACAGCGCGGCAGUUCCAGAGGGUGGCCACCACGACGCUGCUCACCAUGGUGAAAGAGCACCCUCAGCUGGCAGAGAAGCACCUGCUCCAGCCUCUGCUGACACCGCUUCUCCGCUGCUCAGAUGCAGCAGAGAUAGCAGAGGAAGAUUUGUCAGCAGGGACAGUGCUGGUGACAGAGGCAGAGCUCAGCAGCUGUGUGGAAGAUGUGUUCAAGGUAUACGUGGUUGGGAAUGACAGCUCCAGCCUGCUGCUGAGAUCCUUACAGUCAGUCCUGGGAGUGGUUUUCUCCCUCUAUUCCUUUGCCAAGCAGAAUGUGUCAUACUUACGCUCCCCGUGCCAGGAGGUGCUGCUGUGGUUCCUGGAGAAGUCAGAGAGGGAGACUUCGCUGUGGGUGCUGGAGGGCUGCGUGGGGUUGACCAGCAGUGUGCACCGCCUCCACCCGCAGUGCUGCUUCCGCGUGGGCAGCGAGGGUGGUGCAGCCAUCGCAGUGAAGGAGCCCAUCAGCGAUGAAGAUGAGGCCCUUUACCAGAAGGUUUCCUUGGAGCAGUGCCACGUGGAGAGUUUAGUGGAGCUGCUGUCUCACUGCCAGCAGAGUGGCCUGGCUGGAGACUUCUUCAUCCACUGCCUGAAGGCACUGACGCACGUGGCUGUGGAGGAUGAGGCAGCAGCGAGCUGUGGUGCCGUGGCUGGAUGUAGCCUCCUGGAGCUGGAGCAGCACAGUGCUGGGCAGAAGAGGAAGCUGCUGGUCCUGCAGCUCGUGGCCACACUGUGUGAGAGCGUCUCGGACACUGUGUUCACCAACAUUGCUCAGCAGGUGGAGGAGUUCGUGGCUGUCACACUUCAGAGGGCGUGCGUCAGCCUGACCCAGGGCCAUGGCACAGCAGUGGAGGCGCAGACCCUGAGCAUGGCCAUGGGGCUGGUGGCUGCCAUGCUCAGCGGAGCCGUGCAGCUGAAGUCGAGCGACUUUGCUGUCCUGAAGCGGCUGCUGCCCUUGCUGGAGGAGGUGUCCUGCACACAUCCUGACCCCGUCAUCCAGGAGCUGGCUGCGGACCUACGCAUCGCCAUCUGCACUCAUGGUGCUUUCUCCACCGAGACAGUUGACACUGCAGCUGAAAGCAUGCUGGGGAAAAAGCUGGGGCCAAGCAGGACAGAAGCUGGCACAGCCCCCUGCCAAAGCCCAGGAGCUGGUGGGGCACUGCCACGGCACGGCCAUGGCUGCAGCCACCCCUCGGCUUCCAGGGAGAGUGAAGAGCAGACUGUGCAUGGGAAGCCCUCUGCUGCGGGUCCUGCUGCAGCCCCAAGCGCUGAGAGUUUGACCCCAGCUCAGCUCCAUGAGCUGCUUCUAUCAGCCUAUGACCCCCAGGUUCCUGUCCGGGCAGCUGCCCUGCGCAGUCUUUCCAGCCUGAUAACGCAGCGGAACCCGGAGGCACUUCAGAUUCAAGAGAAAAUCCUCCAGGUUUUCCUAGAAAGUGUGCAGCAUGAGGACUCCUUUGUGUACCUUUCUGCCAUUCAAGGUGCUGCCCUGCUGUCCAGUGAGUACCCAGAGCAGAUCCUGCCCGUCCUGCUGGCCCGCUAUGGGCGUCCUGUCCAGGGCACAGAGGACACCACAGCUGCUGUGACCAGGAUGAAGCUGGGCGAGGUGCUGAUGCGCAUCACUCGGGCGCUGGGGGAUAUGGUCAUCAAGCACCGGGAGCCCCUGAUCCAUGCCUUCCUAAGGGGAGCGCGGGACCCGGACAGCACACUGCGUGCCAGCAGCCUCUCCAACCUGGGGGAGCUGUGCCAGAGGCUCGGCUUCCAGCUGGGCUCUGUCAUCCAUGAGGUGUCCUCCUGUUUGACGGCCAUCGCCAAGACAGACCCUGAGGCAGAGGUGCGGAGAGCGGCCGUGCAUGUGGUGGUGCUGCUGCUGCGGGGGCUCAGCAAGAAGGCAACUGAGGUGCUGCAGGACGUGCUGCGGGACCUGUACCGCCUGCUGAAGCACGUGGUGGCAGCCGAGCCCGACGGCGCGGCCGUGCUGCAUGCCCAGCUGGCACUGGAGGAGCUGGACACGGCCGUGAGGAGCGUCCUCUUCCCUCCGCAGGUGCUGGAGAAGAAGAUCGUGGUGCUGCCAUAGCGGGUGUUGGGAGCUAUUCCCUGCAGAAAGCCACUUUUCCUGCUCUGGUGCUGUGUGAAUUUGGUCCCUGGAGGAGAUACGUUCGCUGUGCCCCCAGGCUGCCUUCAGCAGGUGUCAGCUGUAGUGAAAGCACAGCGGUGCUGGGGGUGUGUAGCAUCUCCAGUGUGGGGGGGUGAGAUUAAAAGGAGAAAUCCUC
Gallus gallus (chicken) is the source of this 3561-nucleotide messenger RNA. RefSeq names its product transmembrane and coiled-coil domains 7 (gene TMCO7). The transcript has 17 exons. Bases 45 to 3365 code for a protein of 1106 amino acids. The record is from RefSeq and is a predicted model, not a curated record. Lineage: Eukaryota; Metazoa; Chordata; Aves; Galliformes; Phasianidae. Gene Ontology annotation, biological process: protein secretion.